CACUCACAACAAGUAAUUAUGUGUGGGAAAACUUCUUUGCAAUCCUUAUUUCUAUCACUGGUGUGCUACUGUUUGUAUAUCUCAUUGGAAAUGUGCAGACAUUCAUUCAGUUGACAACCACAAAAUCGGAGGAAAUAAGGCAAAAGAUUAAAAAAAAAGAGAGAGACUGGGAAACAUGGAUGGACAAAAAUCGUGUUCCUGAAGAAUUGAAGAAAGAAAUCAAGAAAAACAUACAUAAAAAAUUGGAAAAAGACAAAGAUGCCGAUCUGGAGAAUCUAUUCGAUGUUCUUCCCUGGUAUACGAAAAAAAUUCUGAAGCGUCAUCUUUGCUGGGAUAUUCUAUCACAAGGACAAUUCCUUAAGGUUAUGAAUGAAAAAGUGCUGAAAAUGAUAUGUGACUAUGCGACACCAGUGAUGUUCCCCGAAGGUAAAAACAUAUUUCAAAUGGGGCACCCAGUUGAUCGCAUGCUCUUCAUUAUAGAAGGCACUGUCUUGACCUACAGCACAACUAACGGUGCCUCCUCAUCAAUUGUCACCAAGCAACUUGGGAAAGGGCAUAUUUAUGGAGAAGAGCUUCUGAUGUGGGCAUCGCCCAACAAAUCUAGGGUUGACAAGCUUCCUACCUCCACCGAAAUUGUGAAAUGUCAUACAAAAGUAGAAGGCUUUGCUCUCUCAGCCAAGGACUUGAUAAGUGUAGCCUCCAAAUGCCGACGCUGGUGGAACUUAAACAAUGACCCUUGAUUGAUCUCC
Prunus mume (Japanese apricot) is the source of this 749-nucleotide messenger RNA. NCBI's taxonomy places the organism in Eukaryota, Viridiplantae, Streptophyta, Magnoliopsida, Rosales, Rosaceae. The record is from RefSeq and is a predicted model, not a curated record.